CAAUGAACAACAAAACAUAACAAAACAAAACCCAGCCACCUCUCUGGUGCGACGAUGACGUCAGUGGCCGUGGCGGUUAACGGCGGCGACGGAAACGGAAGCCGACGCGCUGUGAAGUGGGCGGUGAAGAAUCUGAUGCCCACAGCCGAGCGCUUCGUGUUGGUCCACGUCAUGCCCAGAAUCACUUCAAUUCCAACACCAUCAGGAGAUCGCAUCCCGGUGACGGAGCUGGACGCGGGUGUGGUGGGGAUGUAUGUGAAGGACAUGAAGGACAAGUACGAGGAGGAGGUUUUUACUCCUUUGAAGAAGCUAUGCAAGUCAAACAAGGUGGAAAAAUUGGUAUUGGAGGAUGAGGUUCCUGCAAAUGGGAUUCUAAGUUUUAUAUCUCAGUCUGAUAUCAAUUGUUUAGUUUUGGGUUCUAGCAGUUCUAAUUACAUAACCAGGAAACUGAAAGGACCAGACGUACCAACAGCUGUUCUGAAAUGUGCUCCUGAGAGUUGUGAUAUUCAUGUUGUGUCGAAACAAAAAGUUGUCACAAAAUCAGCUAGUCCCUCAUUAGUUUGCGAGACUAGUACUGCUAAUGAGCUGUCUACUCAAGGAGAAGAUGAGGGAUAUUCCAGAGAAGUUGGCAAACGGAUAACUGGAAGUCGUUCUUCCUACGUAGAUUCCACUGUUCAUGAAGGUUAUGGAGCACCGUCAAUGUCCGACCUUAGUUUUCUAAGUUCUGAAGCUUUUACACGUACGGAAUUUCCUGCAAGUGCUAGUGUGGAUCAGGAAAGGAAUUAUCAGAACUCAGAAGAGAUUGAGCAGAUUGAAGUGGAACAGUUGCGUGCAGAACUGCAGAAUACUCUUGGCAUGUACAAACGAGCUUGUGAAGAGCUGGUACAUGCCCAAAGCAAGGUUCAACUACUUUCUUUUGAAUGUCUUGAAGAAGCAAGAAGAGUGAAUGCUGCUCUUGAGAGUGAGGAAAAUUUGAGAAUGAUUGCUGCUGAAGACGCAGCAAAGCAUCUGCAGGCCAGGAAAGAGAUUGAGGAGGCAAAAGUUCAGCUCGCUAAGGAGGCUUAUGAGAGGCAAGUUGCUGAGUUAAUUGCCCUGAAAGAGUCAACAGGGAAGAAGGAAUGUGUUGAUGCUCUCUUCUCAAGUGACAAUAGGUACAGAAAAUACAGUAGGAAGGAAAUAGAGGUAGCAACAAACUUCCUUUCAGAGACUAAUGUGAUUGGUGAAGGAGGGUAUGGGAAAGUUUACAAGUGCAGUCUUGAUCAAACCCCGGUAGCUGUUAAGGUUCUUCAGCCUGAUGCAGUCGAGAAGAAAGAGGAGUUUCUGAAAGAGGUUGAAAUUCUUAGUCAGCUACACCAUCCUAACAUAGUUCUGCUUCUUGGAGCCUGUCCAGAGAUCGGUUGUCUGGUGUAUGAGUACUUGGAAAAUGGGAACUUGGAAGAUUAUAUCUCACACCACCGGAAUGGAAAACCAUCUCUCCCUUGGACUGUUAGGUUCAGGAUCAUUUUUGAAGUAGCAUGUGGGCUGGCAUUCUUACACAACUCAAAGGCAGUCCCAAUUGUGCAUCGAGAUCUAAAACCGGGUAAUAUAUUACUAGACAGAAACUACUUGAGCAAGAUUGGGGACGUUGGGCUGGCUAAACUCAUUACAGACAUUGUGCCUGAUAAUAUAACGGAGUACAGAGAAUCAAUUAUUGCUGGUACACUCUUUUACAUGGAUCCAGAGUAUCAGAGAACUGGCACAUUUAGACCCAAAUCAGAUUUGUAUGCUUUUGGGGUCAUUAUCCUCCAACUAUUGACAGCACGGCACCCCAAUAGGCUUAUAUACAUUGUGGAAAAUGCAAUUGCAAAUGGUUAUUUUGCUGACUUCUUAGAUGAGUCAGUCACAGAUUGGCCACUAGAUGAAACAGAGGAGUUGGCUGAACUUGCAUUAAGGUGUUCAAAGCUUAGAUGCAGGGAUAGACCGGAUCUUGAAACUGAAGUUUUGCCUGUUCUCAAAAGACUGGUCGAUAUUGCAGAUUCUAGUUCUAAGAUUGAGAGAAACCAUGAUGAUGCACCAAGCCACUACUAUUGUCCGAUACUUCAGGAAAUUAUGGAUGAUCCCCACAUUUCAGCUGAUGGCUUUACCUACGAGUACAGAGCAAUCAAAGCAUGGCUUGACAAACACAAUGUAUCCCCAGUUACAAGGCUUAGACUUCACCAUUCUGAACUAACUCCUAACCAUACAUUGCGCUCAGCUAUACAGGAAUGGAGGUCCUCAAGCGUAUGUGGAUAGAUGAUUUGAU
This is a messenger RNA of Argentina anserina (silverweed cinquefoil), 2281 nucleotides long. RefSeq names its product U-box domain-containing protein 34. Lineage: Eukaryota; Viridiplantae; Streptophyta; Magnoliopsida; Rosales; Rosaceae. Gene Ontology annotation, biological process: protein ubiquitination; protein phosphorylation. Bases 55 to 2271 code for a protein of 738 amino acids. The transcript is spliced from 9 exons. The record is from RefSeq and is a predicted model, not a curated record. Gene Ontology annotation, molecular function: protein kinase activity; ubiquitin-protein transferase activity; ATP binding.